Molecule: messenger RNA, 1128 nt
Organism: Chrysochloris asiatica (Cape golden mole)
Lineage: Eukaryota; Metazoa; Chordata; Mammalia; Afrosoricida; Chrysochloridae
Gene: CTSW
Product: cathepsin W
Exons: 10
Coding region: 1-1128 (375 amino acids)
Cellular component (GO): lysosome
Molecular function (GO): cysteine-type endopeptidase activity
Source: RefSeq, a predicted model, not a curated record
AUGGUAUCAAAGACUCACCUCUUCUACCUGCAGGCCUUGCUGAUGGCAGGCCUGGCCCACAGCAUCAGGGGAUCCCUCAUGGUUCCGGCCCCUGGUCCCCAGCCAUUGGAGGUGAAAGAGGUCUUCAGAUUGUUCCAGAUUCAGUACAACAGGAGUUAUUCAAACCCAGCAGAGUAUGCCCGCCGCCUGGACAUCUUCACUCACAACCUGGCCCAGGCUCAGCAGCAGGAGGACAACGACUUGGGAACAGCCCAGUUUGGAGUGACCCCUUUCAGUGACCUCACAGAGGAGGAGUUUAUCCAGGCCUAUGGACCCCAGCAGGUGCCUGGAAGGGAUCCCAAUGUGAGCAGAAAGGUGGAAUCUGAAGGGUGGGGGAAGUCAGUGCCCUCCACCUGUGACUGGCGGAAGCGGCCCAACACCAUCAAGCCCAUCAGGGACCAGAAAAACUGCAAUUGCUGCUGGGCUAUAGCAGCCGCAAGCAACAUCGAGUCCUUGUGGAAUAUUAAAUUUGAUCAGUCUGUGGAGGUCUCUGUGCAGGAACUGCUUGACUGUGACCGCUGUGGGAAUGGAUGCCAAGGGGGCUACGUCUGGGACGCAUUCGCAACUGUCCUUAACAAUAGUGGCCUGGCCAGUGAAAAAGAGUACCCGUUUCGGGGGACCUUCAGAGCCCACAACUGCCAGGCCAAGAAGUACAAGAACGUGGCCUGGAUCAAGGAUUUCAUCAUGCUGCCUGACAGCGAGCAGAAAAUCGCCAGCUACCUGGCCAUCCAUGGCCCCAUCACUGUGACUAUCAACAUGACGCCGCUGCAGAACUACCAGAAGGGUAUCAUCAAGGCCACACCAACCACCUGUGACCCCUAUCGUGUGAACCACUCUGUUCUGCUGGUGGGCUUUGGCAAGAGUAAGUCAGGAGCAAGGGCUCAGGCAAAGGGGUCCCAGGAUGGAGCCCAGGUGACUCCUCGCUCCACCCCAUAUUGGAUUCUGAAGAACUCCUGGGGGUCCAAAUGGGGUGAAAAAGGCUAUUUCCGGCUGCACCGUGGGAGCAAUAGUUGCGGCAUCACCAAGUUCCCGCUCACAGCCCGAGUGGACCAACCUGCUAAGAAGCUCCCAGUCUCCUGCCCUCCAUGA